AUGGUGUUGGUCAAAAAGCAGAUUGGUACAACUAAGUUCAAUCGUGGUGCUCUACUUAAUUCUGGGUUUCUCGAGGUUUCCAGGUUUCAGGAAUACGACUGUUUUGUUUUGCAUGAUGUGGACAAAUUACCUGAAGAUGAUCGACUCACGUACACAUGCAAAUCUCAUCCACUACAUUUUUCAUCUGCACUUCGUAGUACUGGCUACAAAUUGCUAUAUUCCGGAUUUUUCGGCGGCGUUGUAGCUUUCACUCGAGAGCAGUUUCGUAAAGUGAACGGAUUUUCAAAUUUGUAUGAAGGGUGGGGUGGUGAAGAUGAUGACCUGCUGAUUCGCGUAGAAAAAUCUGGAUAUAAAAUAUCUCGAGUCAGAGCAGAAAUUGGUCGUUAUUAUUCUCUAUCACAUGAGGUAGAUAAAUUCAAUGAAAUGAAUCCAAAUCGUUUCGACUUACUGAAAAAUGCAUCACAGCGUCUCGAAAGCGACGGACUAAAUAGGGUGAAAUACACUGUUGUCAAUUCGAAAUCUACAAGAAUAAUUGAAAAUGAUGGUUUGUGUAUAUGCUGGAUGAAUUAUCUUGACGCAACCACAGAAACUCAAACAAUUUUUUAG
Heterobilharzia americana is the source of this 606-nucleotide messenger RNA. The record is from the annotation of a GenBank genome assembly. Lineage: Eukaryota; Metazoa; Platyhelminthes; Trematoda; Strigeidida; Schistosomatidae.